CAGCGCAGCGGUCUAGUGUAAUCCCCAUUACAGCGGGCGGGUCCUCUUUUGAGUCAACCCUUGUCUUUAAGCAAUAAUCCUGGGGAAUUUCUCCACAUUGCGCCUAAAAUUUAAACACACGAUCACCUGGACCACAGGGAACCUAAACCGCGCGAGAAAAUAAGGCAUGGCAGCCAUACGGAAAAAGCUGGUGAUCGUGGGUGAUGGAGCCUGUGGGAAGACCUGUCUACUUAUAGUGUUCAGCAAAGACCAGUUUCCAGAAGUCUAUGUGCCCACUGUGUUUGAGAACUACAUUGCAGACAUUGAAGUAGACGGCAAACAGGUGGAGCUGGCAUUGUGGGACACAGCUGGACAGGAGGACUAUGACCGUCUGAGACCUCUGUCCUACCCAGACACGGACGUCAUCCUCAUGUGCUUCUCCAUAGACAGUCCAGACAGUUUAGAGAAUAUUCCUGAGAAAUGGACACCUGAGGUGAAGCACUUCUGCCCAAACGUUCCCAUAAUUCUGGUUGGAAAUAAGAAAGAUCUGAGAAAUGACGAGCACACACGGAGGGAGCUGACCAAGAUGAAGCAGGAACCGGUUAAACCAGAGGAGGGCAGGGACAUGGCAAACCGUAUUAGCGCCUUUGGCUACUUGGAAUGCUCUGCUAAGACUAAGGAUGGAGUAAGGGAGGUAUUUGAAAUGGCCACUAGAGCGGCACUGCAAGUCCGCAAGAGAAAGAAGAGGAGCGGCUGCCUACUGUUGUGAAAGAAUUUUCCGGCCUUUCUCAGAAUGACCCGGAAUUUUCUGUUACAACUUUCAACUGACAAGGAAAUACCAAACUCUGCAAGAUCUUUGACCAAACAGCAUAAAUACACUGUACUGUAUGUCACAUUUCAUGCAAACCAACCAACAGGUGUGAAAUGUAAAGAAAGUUCAUAAAAUAUGCAUUGAAAGAAUAUGGGCUGGGCGGAAAGCCAGGUUACAUAAAUAAAUGGCAUGCCUUGAAUUAGUUUUCCCCUAUGGCACAAUUUU
Messenger RNA from Xyrauchen texanus (razorback sucker), 1015 nucleotides. Its product is annotated as rho-related GTP-binding protein RhoA-D-like. NCBI's taxonomy places the organism in Eukaryota, Metazoa, Chordata, Actinopteri, Cypriniformes, Catostomidae. Gene Ontology annotation, molecular function: GTP binding; GTPase activity. The record is from RefSeq and is a predicted model, not a curated record. Gene Ontology annotation, biological process: small GTPase-mediated signal transduction. The coding region runs from base 167 to 748 and encodes 193 amino acids. Gene Ontology annotation, cellular component: neuron projection. The transcript has 5 exons.